Propithecus coquereli (Coquerel's sifaka) is the source of this 1478-nucleotide messenger RNA. It is a transcript of the gene RAB20, whose product is annotated as RAB20, member RAS oncogene family. Gene Ontology annotation, biological process: intracellular protein transport. The coding region runs from base 226 to 930 and encodes 234 amino acids. Gene Ontology annotation, cellular component: endomembrane system. The record is from RefSeq and is a predicted model, not a curated record. Gene Ontology annotation, molecular function: GTPase activity; GTP binding. Lineage: Eukaryota; Metazoa; Chordata; Mammalia; Primates; Indriidae. The transcript has 2 exons.
UCGACGUGGGCGCACCGCUGGGUCCCAGCUCCUGUCCUGGCGCGGAUACGCGCUUCCUCCUUUGCGCUCCCGGGCGUCUAGAGAGGAAGGUCCCUGAGAGUUCACGAGAGUUCGGGGUCACCGCGAGUCCGGGGUCCGAGCGGUCUCAGGGCAGUGGCCCGUUCCAGCAGCUGCGCCCAGGCGCACAAGCCGGCCAGCCACGGGCAGGGGGCUGCCAGCAGCAAGAUGAGGAAGCCCGACGGGAAGAUCGUGCUGCUGGGGGACAUGAACGUGGGCAAGACGUCGCUGCUGCAGAGGUACAUGGAGCGGCGCUUCCCAGACACGGUCAGCACGGUGGGCGGCGCCUUCUACCUGAAGCAGUGGCGCUCCUACAACAUCUCCAUCUGGGACACUGCAGGGCGGGAGCAAUUCCACGGCCUGGGCUCUAUGUACUGCCGGGGGGCGGCGGCCGUCAUCCUCACCUACGACGUCAAUCACCCGCAGAGCCUGGUGGAGUUGGAGGACAGGUUCCUCGGCCUGACUGAGACGGCCAGCAAGGACUGCCUCUUCGCCAUCGUGGGGAACAAGGUGGACCUCACCGAGGAGGGAGCCCUGGAGAGCCCGGAGCAGGAAGGGUGCAGCCCUGGGAAGGCUGGCGGGGGCAGUGCCCCUCCCAGGGUGCCUAAGCACGUGCGGCCUGAGGACGCGGUGGCCCUUUAUAAAAAGAUCCUGAAGUACAAGAUGCUGGACGAGAAGGACGUGCCGGCCGCUGAGCAGAUGUGCUUCGAGACCAGCGCCAAAACCGGGUACAACGUGGACCUCCUGUUUGAGACCCUGUUUGACAUGGUUGUGCCGACAAUUUUGCGGCAGAGAGCAGAGGGGCUGUCGCAAACCGUGGAUAUAACCGGUUACAAGCCGCCCAAACGGACCAGAUCUGAGUGCUGUGCCUGAGCUGCCCGGGCUGCUCUGAGUCGCUGUUUAUGCGCAUGGGAGAGGGCUGACCAGGCGAGCUGUGGUCUGAAGGACAGAAAAUCAAGGGAUAAUUUUAUAGAACAGUGCACGGAGCAGAACAUCGGAGUGAAAUGACAGCUAGUUAUGAGGGAAGGUCAGUGUGGAUGGCGUCUCCUCAGUCUCCAUCGGGUGUGUUGGGAGGAGGAGAAACAGCAUCAUCUGCAAAAACCCAUCUGUAGCGCCGCAACACCUGGCGCUUUCUCCCCGCUGCCCCGCACUGGUACUUCAUGACCUGCCCCCAGUGGUCCUCGGGCCCGUGUGCACCUGCCUGUCUCAGCGCGCUCGGCUGUUACCAUGUCGUGUCACUUCUGUGUUUGUUGUUGUUCUCAAAUGUUUCUCUUCACUGUGAGCUGGCUUUGGUCUUCCCAUUUGGUACUUGUAUCUGGAUGCACGAUAAUAGUGAUUUUCACCAUGUUAAUUUAUACAAAAUCAGGAAAACUUUUUAUAUUGAUUGCAGCAGUGUGAGCUACACAUAUUAUUAAAGAGGA